Messenger RNA from Phycomyces blakesleeanus NRRL 1555(-), 546 nucleotides. RefSeq lists its product as hypothetical. NCBI's taxonomy places the organism in Eukaryota, Fungi, Mucoromycota, Mucoromycetes, Mucorales, Phycomycetaceae. The record is from RefSeq and is a predicted model, not a curated record. The transcript is spliced from 4 exons. The coding region runs from base 1 to 546 and encodes 181 amino acids.
AUGCAUGCUAAACCUGUGUCCUUGCGUACAGAAGUGUCUCAAUCAGUGAAUAAUAGCUCCAUGAACAUUGAUUCCGAAUUCAAUGAUACAGAAGAGUAUAUUGAAGACUUUAUUGAUGAAUAUUUUGGAAAUCAUGUUGAAGAACUUAAUGACUUAUCUCUUUCUGCUGAUAAUGAUAUUUUUUUUGCCCAAAAUGAUAAUGACAAUAAUGACAACAAUAGCAUUGAUUUAGACUUCUUCAAAAAGCUUAAAGAAGAGUCUCAAGAAUUCGAUGAAGAUCCAACACAUGCCUUCAUUGUUUCUUUUGCCGCCUUUUUCAUAUCAAAAUAUGUCGUGGAUUCUGGUAGUGUAUUACUGUUAAAGUUUAUCAAUGAGAUGCUAGCACAUUUUGGGCAAUCAUUCCACCUUCCUCUGAGCUUGAGUGGCCUUAAUUCCAUGACAGAAGUUAACUUAUUGGCUGGUGGAGUACAUUAUUAUGUCGCAUGCAGUAAAUGUAAUACAAUAUAUCUUGAGUCUGAAUCAUUCCCUGAGUGCUGUGCUUCAUGA